AUGAAACUGAUUGUGUCCGAUGGAUUGGUUGGUACGGUUGGUGUAAUUGGAGCGGAGUUAACGUUGCUGAUUAAUCGAUGCAAUGAAUGCUACUUAGGAAUGAUAUUCCGUCGUGAUUUAUGCGGAAUCUUUUGCGCUUUGUUCACUUAUUUGGCAAUGAUUUACGCUGAUUAUGUUGUCAUCGUUUGGCUUAUUACACCUAAUUUUAUGCAGAGUUUAUGGGGUGUAUUGCAUGCAGCGAUGUUUAAUACAGUGUUAUUUUUUGCAUUUGUAUCACAUUUUCGAGCGAUGGUUACGGAUCCGGGCAUUGUACCUAUCAGUCGAAAAGGAUUAUUACGUUGUAAAAAAAAUCGUUUUCCAAAACUGCUUUCUGAUAGUGAAUCUAAUAGUUCGGAUACCGAUGUGAAGUUGAUAGGAGAAGGAAACAAAUUUGUGGGGAAGGACUGGACAAUUUGCACUCGAUGCGAAUCCUACAGACCACCGCGAGCGCACCAUUGUCGUAUUUGUCGACGCUGCGUUCGAAAAAUGGAUCAUCACUGUCCUUGGGUUAAUAACUGUGUUGGCGAGUACAAUCAAAAAUAUUUCCUUCAAUUUCUGUUGUAUGUUGGCUUGUGCUCAGGAUACGCUCUAAGUUUAAUAGUGACGGCUUGGGUAAACUACGAUGCAUAUGGCAUUACCGGUUUGAAGGGAUCUUACGAACAAAAUGUACAUCAUGCAAAAAUACUACAUACUAUUUUCCUUUCAAUCGAAAGUGCGUUGUUUGGUUUGUUCGUUUUGGCCGUUUCGUGCGAUCAGGUACAGGCAAUUCUGAACGAUGAAACAGCAGUGGAAGCAGCUCAGCGCAAGGGUUUUCACAAUCGAGUAUCUCUGUCACGCUCAAAAAUAACUUUGAUACGGGAAGUAUGUGGCAAUGGACCGAUGAUAUUGUGGUUGCUACCAUGCUCAACUUUGCCGUCAAAAGCAGACGUAGCUCAACUCUCCAAUCAAUCACUCAUUGUUUAA
Messenger RNA from Acanthocheilonema viteae, 1002 nucleotides. NCBI's taxonomy places the organism in Eukaryota, Metazoa, Nematoda, Chromadorea, Rhabditida, Onchocercidae. The record is from the annotation of a GenBank genome assembly.